This is a messenger RNA of Daldinia childiae, 1368 nucleotides long. RefSeq lists its product as uncharacterized. Lineage: Eukaryota; Fungi; Ascomycota; Sordariomycetes; Xylariales; Hypoxylaceae. Bases 1 to 1368 code for a protein of 455 amino acids. The record is from RefSeq and is a predicted model, not a curated record. The transcript has 2 exons.
AUGGUACGAGGAGUCGGCCAACUUCUGGGUUUUUCCCGGAAGAGGAUACUAGACGAAACGCCACCGCCAGCGCCCGUGCCAGUGCCAAUUGAUCCUGCGCGCUGCAAGAUGGAGCAGAGGGUACCGCUCGCGAGCGAGAUACUAGAUCACCCGGACUCAAUUAACUCUCAGUUACAAUCCCCUCUCUUCGGAAAGCUCCCCAGAGAGUUGCGCGAUUUGAUUUGGCGCUUCUCUCUAACGCGAUACGAAGAUCUCGACCAACUCUACGAUAUCCAGAAGCCCUAUGCUAGGCCCGGGCAAGCUGCCCCACUACGGGUAGCUGUUCAGCUGCUUCAAACGUGCCGGGCUGUAUACGUCGAAGCCUUUCUUACGCCCUUCCAAGUCAACCCCAUAGUGGUAUUCCACGGCAACAACAACGAUAUUCCUCCGGGUAUCCCGCUGAUGCGCACGACGGAGGAUCAAGUCCUAUGCAGGAAGCUAAGAUUCUGGCAAUUUGCAAAUAUAUCAUCCGUUGAGAUAACACUGCAGCAGGUAAAUUUGGAAGGUGGUGGACUCGAGCGAGUGUCUCGUCUGAUUGGAACGAUAGGUCGGCAUCAUGGGCAUGAGAGUAGAGGCUACGCGGUUACAGGUUACGCGUCUUUUGUGUCGCCUACUGAGCCCGACAGAAGCACUAGCGAGGCCGACUCGAAGGAAGAAUAUAAUAACCAACUAUCAUCUCUACCGAACCCACUUAUCGGUAGAAAAAUUACUCGUUUAUCUAUCCGCAUGUCUCGCACUGACUGGUGGGGUUGGGAGAGUAGACCCGACGAGGGUGACGUAUCUCCUUCGGCGAGACUUCGUUUAGAGCCUAUGAUUAAUGUCACAGACCUCUGGAAGAGGCCUGCCAACUACUUGGCUAUGACGAAAGGGUACGAGGCACGGAAAGCAGGUAACGAGCCUGACUUCCAACUGGACGAUUUUGAAAAGCAGGGGCGCUGGGGCUCUCAGAUACGAGAGUAUUGGCCAGACCUCACAACGCUCGAGCUUGUCUUGGAGACAUUUUCAUGCAAGAAGAAUCAGCUGGAUAAUGUCGUUCAGUGUGCUAAAUUGUGGACGUUUCCACUAGAGGACGGAUUCCACCUUGCGUGGAAUGGUAAAGAAGAACUAAUCCGAUGGCGCGGUGCUCAGUCUUAUAAGUAUGAGCACUAUGACUGGUUUAGGGCCCAUAACGUACCUCAAGCUACCGAAGCGCAGAGUUCAGAAGCGAUUCAAUGGAGGCCCUCUCAACGCAGUAGUCGGAGUGAUAAAAAUAGCCAGGAAUUCAUUAUCCAGACAUUGACUUUUGAACGGAAAAGAGUUGAAGGCUAUACCGAUGCGGACAGAUCUUAA